This is a messenger RNA of Gossypium arboreum, 935 nucleotides long. RefSeq names its product 60S ribosomal protein L10a. Gene Ontology annotation, cellular component: large ribosomal subunit. The record is from RefSeq and is a predicted model, not a curated record. Gene Ontology annotation, biological process: translation. Bases 136 to 786 code for a protein of 216 amino acids. The transcript has 6 exons. NCBI's taxonomy places the organism in Eukaryota, Viridiplantae, Streptophyta, Magnoliopsida, Malvales, Malvaceae. Gene Ontology annotation, molecular function: RNA binding; structural constituent of ribosome.
AUACUUAGCUAGGGUUUAUUACUUUUGCUGAUAUUAUAUAUUUCUCCUCAACCGCAAAUUUCAUAGUGCGGCUAGGGUUUUCUCUUCUCUGGUAAAUGUUAUAGUUUUGUUCGUGGAAAGAACAGAGAUUCAGAGAUGAGUAAGCUUCAGAGUGAUGCCCUUAGAGAAGCUAUUUCAACCAUUGUAGCUCAGUCCAAGGAGAAGCAGCGUAAGUUUACUGAGACUAUUGAACUCCAGAUUGGGUUGAAAAACUAUGAUCCCCAAAAAGACAAGCGUUUCAGUGGUUCCGUGAAGUUGCCACACAUUCCUCGACCUAAAAUGAAGAUCUGCAUGCUUGGAGAUGCCCAGCAUGUUGAAGAGGCAGAGAAGAUAGGUUUGGAUUAUAUGGAUGUUGAAGCACUGAAGAAGCUAAACAAGAACAAGAAGUUGGUCAAAAAGCUUGCCAAGAAGUAUCAUGCUUUUUUGGCUUCUGAAUCUGUUAUCAAGCAGAUCCCUCGUCUCCUGGGUCCUGGUCUCAACAAAGCAGGGAAAUUCCCAACCCUUGUUACUCACCAGGAAUCGCUAGAGUCCAAAGUGAAUGAGACCAAGGCGAUGGUUAAGUUCCAGCUGAAGAAGGUUCUUUGCAUGGGAGUUGCCGUUGGGAAUGUUGCGAUGGAGGAGAAGCAGAUCUUCCAAAAUGUGCAAAUGAGCGUCAAUUUCCUGGUUUCAUUGUUGAAGAAAAACUGGCAAAACGUGAGGUGCCUCUACUUGAAGAGUACCAUGGGCCCAUCAAACAGGAUCUUUUGAAUUGGUAGUUACCCAUGUGUUAAGAGUUUUGUAUGUGGACAAAUUUUCUGCUAUGUUUCGUCGUUGGAAUCUUAGAGUUGUGAUUUUGAGACAUUGGAAGUUUUGUUUUGCAUAUCAACAUAAAAUGUCAAUUUCCAUCUUUUUUUUAA